UUUAAGGUGGUUCCUCAUUGUUUGAACACAUCAUCGCGGCGUUCCUAGUCACUACUCCACCUCACAUUCCUUAUCUUCCAUCUUCUCAUCACCAUCCUCGAGUUUCCGACGACAACUUAAUUUCAUAACCCCCAAAAGAAAAAAUGAACACUUUAAUCCAUUCUUCAAACCAUUACCUUUGUAGGGUACCCUACCCUUUAGUCUCUCCAGUUCUAACCAACAAAAGCAACCUUCCAAAGUUCCUUUCAACCUUUAGACGCUCACCUUAUCCCAUUGCAUGUGCAACUUCCAAUGAAGAAGUUGUAGAAGAGGUUAAAGUAGUUGAAUCCAACACCAAUGAAGAAAGCACUUCUUCUACUUUUUCUACUCCAAUAGACAAAGAACUUAAAAAGGUGGCUCAGAAGACAGCUGCAACCUUUGCACCGAGAGCUUCCACGGCGUCAAAAAACCCCGCAGUGCCUGGAAGUACCUUGUAUACUGUUUUUGAAGUUCAAGCGUAUGUAUCAAUGUUAUUGGGUGGAGCUUUGUCUUUUAAUCUCAUUUUCCCUUCAGACCAACCUGAUCUUUGGAGAUUGAUGGGAAUGUGGUCCAUUUGGAUGUUCACAAUUCCUUCCUUGCGAGCUCGAGAUUGCUCAAAGAAUGAGAAAGAAGCUCUCAACUAUCUUUUCCUCCUAGUCCCCCUGCUCAAUGUUGCAAUCCCAUUCUUUUUGAAGUCCUUUGCUGUUGUUUGGUCGGCAGAUAUAAUAGCUUUCUUUGGAAUGUAUGCAUGGAAGCUUGGAUGGCUCCAGAAAACAGACUAGUUGGCCCAACCUGGCGGUUAACUCUUUGAAGGCCAGUUGACUCUUGACUUUCUCAUGGAUCUCAAUUAUAUAUUAUACAUGACAAAGCAAAUGAGAUGCAACAUUUCUUCAAGUGUUCCAUAGAUCACAGUCAUCAACAAAGGAUGAAAGAAUUCGGCGUGGAAAUUCCAGGUGCUUUUGUGUCUACUAGGGAGUUAGAUGUCAAAGGAAGAAAAUGCUUAUACAUUCUUUAUUGUGCAUGACAUUUCAGAAAAAUUAAAAUUAUUUAGUUAGAUCAACAUCCUCCCAAAGAUGAAAUGUAAUUUAGUCAUGGUUUAUAGUACAUAUGAUCUGUAUCACUGUGAUUUUGGUUUGCAGUAGCUUAUCUGCUUGACCAGACGAAAAUUAAAAUUUAGAAGACAAUGUUAUCAUAUUGUUUGUGAUGAAUGAAAUAUUAAGAGUAAAAAAUAGCUAGUGUUAA
Molecule: messenger RNA, 1260 nt
Organism: Medicago truncatula (barrel medic)
Lineage: Eukaryota; Viridiplantae; Streptophyta; Magnoliopsida; Fabales; Fabaceae
Product: protein RESISTANCE TO PHYTOPHTHORA 1, chloroplastic
Exons: 4
Coding region: 144-800 (218 amino acids)
Biological process (GO): defense response
Cellular component (GO): chloroplast
Source: RefSeq, a predicted model, not a curated record